Molecule: messenger RNA, 1089 nt
Organism: Numida meleagris (helmeted guineafowl)
Lineage: Eukaryota; Metazoa; Chordata; Aves; Galliformes; Numididae
Gene: C9H15orf61
Product: chromosome 9 C15orf61 homolog
Exons: 2
Coding region: 46-504 (152 amino acids)
Source: RefSeq, a predicted model, not a curated record
CGCGCAUCGGCCGGCCCCGCCGGAGGGGGCGGGGCGGCCCCCGGGAUGCAGGCGCUGAGGCGGCUGCACGAGGCGGCCGUGGGGCUGCUGCUGUGGGGGAGAGCGGCGUCGGCCCGCCCCGACGCUUCGGAGGUGCUGAGCCAGCACCUGCGGCAGCGCGGCCUGCCCCACUGGACGUCGUACUGCGUCAAGUACAGCGCGGUGCGCAACGAUCAGUUCGGCCUCUCGCACUUCAACUGGCGCGUGGACGGCGCCAACUACCACGUCCUGCGCACCGGCUGCUUCCCCUUCGUCAAGUACCACUGCUCCCGCGCCGCCCCGCAGGACCUGGCGCUGCAGAACGCCGCCUUCACCGCCCUCAAGGUGCUCAACGCCGGCAUCCCAACCUUACUGUAUGGAAUUGGCUCCUGGUUCUUUGUCAGUGUCACAGAGACUGUUCACACCAGUCACGGCCCAGUUACUAUUUAUUUUCUAAAUAAAGAAGAUGAAGGUGCAAUGUACUGAAAUGGUGCCCUCAAGUACUGUCAGUUGGUGGGUUUCCAUGUUACAGCUGCUACAAAUAUCUGCUCCCGGUGCCUAAAAAGAACUGAAGGCAGCUCUGUGUUUUUACACCGUGUAUUCUUUUACUGAACACAGUGUCUUCAGGAAGCUUCAUGGAAUUUUUUGCUCAUAGGUUUGUUUCUGGAGAGGAUAGUAAGGUUGAAAAUGUAGAAGCCUUGGGAGAAGAACUAAUAUCUCUAAGGGCGUUAGAAUUUACGUAAGUCAGUGACUAGAACUGUUGAAGAAGCUUCUAAUAAUUUAGAAGGGUACAUCAACCAGCGUGGGCACGGAAGCUGUGAAUCCAUUAGAGUUCUCAGGGUGUCUCUGAAAACACUAAACUGCUUAAAUCUAGACUGCCUGGGUGUUUCAGAAUAUAGUAAUUGUUACAACUGCGAGAAGGUUUGAAUGAAUCCAUGGCACUGGCUGCUGGCGCUACCCGGAAGGUUUUCUAGAAAAAAAUACCCCUGAGGAGGUUUUUGGUAAUAAAAUGGCUGUAUUCAUCACAUUUCUUUAAGUGGUAUUUCAAUAAAGUAUCUAAAAUAUCUGUCA